AUGAGUGGUACGCUCGUCGUCAGGGUCGCACUGCUGGAGUUGGUGGUUCUUGAGCUGGAGACAUUGGUGCUGAGGCUGCUGGACGUUCGAGCGCUGCUGGCUCCGGAGGUGCUCGCACUUCUGGUGCUCGAGCUGCCGGAGCUGGGAGUGCUACUGGUACUGGAGUUUCGGCUGCUGGUGGUGCCGUGGCUGGAGUUGCUGAUCCUAGAAGCGCUGGAGCUGCUGGCGUGGGAGCUGGUCCUGCUGUUGGAGCUGUUGGUACUGGUGCUGGAGACGCUGUGCGACGACGACCAGCGUCGUCCGCCUGUGUCUCGUCCUGUCUCACCUGUUUGCGCUGCUCGCACUGGUCGCCGUGUUCCGCGUCCGCGUCCUCCUCCUGUCCCCGGCAUGCACCAGAUGACACUUCGUCCUUCCUGUGUUCCACAGCGUGUCCCCCUGCCGUCUCCUCCUGCGUCCUCUUUGCCUGACGUUCCGGACCCUGAGUCUGACGCCGUUCGUUCUGCUCACCCGACUGUCACGCGUCUGUUGGCCCUAGUUGUCACUGACCCUUCGUUUGAGUCUGCUGCUGCGUCUGCCUUGGUUGCUGAGCUUGUUGACUUUGCUGCUGCCUGUCGUCUAGACUACGCUGCCAGUCUUGUUGCUGAGUCUGAGUCUGUCUGUCCUCCGUCCGUCGGGGGUGAGUGUGCUCUUGGCACGGACAUCCUUGAGGACAGGCAGGAGGACCUUGACUGUCUUGCGGCUGCUGUACCUCAUCUCACGGCCUGGCUGCUUGCCCCUGAGGGAGACCCGGAUGCACUGGACAUCCCUACCCCCCGCUCUUACACAGAGGCAGUCUCGGGCACCUACGUCGAUGAGGUUCCCCCCCCUGGGGCGAACAUCGUCGAUGGCAUGUGGAUUUUCAGGGUGAAGCGGCCGCCGGGCUCUCCGCCUGUCUUCAAGGCUCGUUACGUUGCUCAAGGCUUCAGUCAGCGGCAGGGAGUUGACUUCUUCCAGACCUUCUCCCCUACUCCGAAGAUGACCACUCUUCGGGUGCUGCUGCACGUUGCCGCUCAGCGUGACUACGAGCUUCACUCUCUUGACUUCAGCACAGCCUUCUUGCAGGGCAGCCUGCACGAGGAGAUCUGGCUGCGCCGUCCUCCUGGCUUCACUGGGUCGUUCCCUCCUGGUACCCAAUGGAGCCUCCGAUGGCCAGUCUACGGUCUCCGCCAGGCGCCGCGCGAGUGGCACGACACACUGAGGACGACGCUUGCGGCUCUUGGGUUUGCUCCUUCCACUGCAGACCCGUCACUGUUCCUACGUACAGACACGUCACUGCUGCCGUUCUACAUCCUCGUGUACGUCGACGACUUGGUCUUUGCAACUGCUGACACUGAGGCACUCGCUCUUGUGAAGUCGGAGCUGCAGAAGAGACACACAUGCACAGACCUGGGUGAGCUGCACAGUUACCUUGGCUUGCAGAUCACCCGGGACAGAGCACGCCGCACCAUCACCCUGACUCAGUCACACAUGGUGCAGCAGGUCCUUCAGCGCUUCGGCUUCUAG
Molecule: messenger RNA, 1542 nt
Organism: Closterium sp. Yama58-4
Lineage: Eukaryota; Viridiplantae; Streptophyta; Zygnematophyceae; Desmidiales; Closteriaceae
Source: the annotation of a GenBank genome assembly